Molecule: messenger RNA, 543 nt
Organism: Cyanistes caeruleus (blue tit)
Lineage: Eukaryota; Metazoa; Chordata; Aves; Passeriformes; Paridae
Source: RefSeq, a predicted model, not a curated record
CCCAAUCCCAAAUCCCGAUUUUCCCUCUCCCAGAAUUCCGGAGGAUGAGCGGCUCCAGCUCCGCGGGCUCGGAUCCCGAAUUCCCGGCGGCUCCGGGCGGGCAGGAGCUCCCGGGCUCGGAUCCGGAGCCGUUUGCGGAAUUCCUGUGGAUGGAGAACGAGGAGGAUUUCGAUCGCCAGGUGCAGGAGGAGCUGCGGGAGCAGGAAUUCCUGGAUCGCUGCCUGCAGGAGAUGCUGGAGGAGGAGGAGCAGCGGGAUUGGUUCAUUCCCGAGCGGGAUCUGAAAUCCGGACCCGAGCGGAGCCAGGAGAUCCUGAGCAAAAGCUCCCUGAACCCGGACGCCAAGGAAUUCAUUCCCGGAGUGAAAUAUUGACCGGGAAGAGCCGGCAGAGACUGAUCCCGAUCCAGGGAAAAUCCGGGAAAAGCCGGGAAAAGCCGGGAAAAUCCGGGAGAGGCUCCGGCUCCCGGGAUCGGAUCCGGAUCCGAACGUUUUGGGGAUUUUUUCCCGUUUUUUUGGGGUUUUUAUUGGAGUUUUUGGGGUUUUU